Messenger RNA from Paramecium tetraurelia, 2730 nucleotides. RefSeq lists its product as uncharacterized. Gene Ontology annotation, molecular function: protein binding. The record is from RefSeq and is a predicted model, not a curated record. NCBI's taxonomy places the organism in Eukaryota, Ciliophora, Oligohymenophorea, Peniculida, Parameciidae. The transcript is spliced from 7 exons.
AUGAAACGAAAGUACAACAAACUCUUUAAAACUGAGGUAGAAUCAGAUGCUUUUGGAGACCUUGAGACAUUUCAAGACUUCGAAUCAAAGUUAAAAACUUUUAUUGAUAAUUCUUCAAAAUUCACUAAAGGGAAAUAGAAAGUGUAAAUUAAAGAAUCAAUUUCAUAAACCGAUUUAGACUUUUAAUCUAUUUUGUUAGAUAAAAUUAUAAGAAAAUCAAUGACUAAAAAAGACCUCAAAACAAAAUAUAUAGAUGUUUGUUCAGAAUUUGGGAUUGAUUAUUAUCAAUUACUUAAGCUCGAAACUCUAGAAUUGAAAUAAAAUUAUGCGAUCCAAUGUGCUACUAAGUCAAUAUCUAAAAGUUUAGAGACUUUGUUAGCCAAGUAUAAACAGGAAAAGAACGAACCUUCUGUUCCAAAUAGCAGUAAACAAUUAGAUCUGUAUGGGUGGAUGAAGGUGAAAUCUCAAUAUAAGAAACUCAAGAAAAUCCUACAAUAUGCUCUAGUAGAGCUUGUUUAAUAAAAUUCUAAUCAGGAUAAAAUUAAAAUGUUUUUUGCAUACAUUAAUCAUUUUAUAUAAAAACGACACAAAACAACAGAGAGUCUAAAUUUCAGUACUGCUCACACUUCAAGAAUUCGUACAUAGCAAAAUUUUGAAGAGAAAUUAUAUUUAGAUCCUCCUCAAUUUCAAUUUUCCAAGCCAGAUCUAUUUUUUGAAUGGAAUUAGGCAAUUGAAUAAGGCUUUUUUUUAAAUGACAAUAAUAUUCAUAGAGUUGGAUAUGAAUUAAUGAAGAAACAAAAUAGCAAGGGCGUUAAUUAUUAAAAGAGAGAAAAAUUAUUAGAUUAAUGUUAGGAAGGAAAUUAUUUGACUGCUGAAGAAUUAAAGUAUUUAGCAUCAACUUCCUUUCUAAUAAAUAAAUGUUUGGACAAGUAGUUUAUUCAGAGAGCAAUUAAUUUUUUGGAUUCUCAAGUCAUUCAUUAAAUUGAAAUGAAUAUAGCUGAACAAAUAUUAUAGACUUUUUAUUAUUUGAAGAAAAACCUUACCAAAUAUAGAAAGGAAUGGUUAGAAAAAGUUAAUAUUGAGAAACGAAAGAAUAUUAAAAUCAAUUCAGAGCUAAAUUAAAAGAAAAAUUAAUUGCUUUCAAAUUCGAACCAAAUAAGAAAUAUCAAAAAGAAAAUUAUCAAUUAAUUAAGAGAUGUUGCAAAGAAAAAACAGCUAUAAAGUGAAGCAGAAAGAAAAAAAGAGAAAUAUUUAAGAAUAUAACGAAGAAUGGGCAAUCCAUUAGCAAAUAUAUAUGUCCAAAAGUUCAAAGAAAUUGUGCUUUAAGUGAUAAGUAAAAUUAGAGAAAAAAAAGUGUCAGAUAAAGAAAGAUAAAAGGAAUUUUUGGAAAGGAAUGAAGCUAAACCACCUCCAAAAGCCAUUUACACCAUUGGAAACGAAAUAUAUGAUGUAACUAAAUCAAAGAGAGCUUUUCAUCCACCUUCCAAAAUAAUGACAACUUUAUCAGAAGAUAAAUUUAAGGUGUAAAAGCCAGAUAUUUAGAAACAAGAGGUAAGGAGAUAUAAGUUAGGAAUAAGAAAUUAUACAGUUACAUAAGAUCAAUUUAAGAAUUACUAUGCUGGUGGACCUUAAUUACCAAGAAAAUUUCAAUCUCCAGAGUUAUAACAUUUAAUUAAACAUGAUGAUUCAGAUACUAAUUUUCCAAGAAAAAAUAAUUGGAUAACUUCAGAAGCAGAGGUUUAAGCUGCAAAUAAGAUCAAAUUUGCUAUUAAAAGGUAUAUCCAGAAGAAAGCCUUAAAUAAGUUAAUUGUAAAAAGUGAAGUAAAAAAAAACAGGGAUAUUGAAAUUAAAAUUAGAAAAUGCAUGUAAGCAAAAAAGUUCUUUGAAGAACUUCACAAAGAAUUAGAUAAAAGAUAAAGUGAAAGACUUAAAGAUAUUUCAAGUCAUUAACCGCCAAAAUUACCAAUAGAUAAACUUGAAAAGGUUCCAUCUUCUGGUGCUUUGAGCAUAGGUGUAAAAAGUAGUGGCCAAAUUUCCUAAACGUAAAGGACAACUAAGAGGUUAUAAUCUCAUAGAUUAAGUCUUUAUAAAUAUAUGCCACCACAAGAAAAAGUUGACGAAAACUCAUUGGAUACAGCUAGAAGGGCAGAACUAGAAAUAAAGGAAAUCGCCAGAAAAAAGAAAUUGAUGAAAUUCUCUAAGCAAAAGGAAAUGAGUGAGGCAAAAUUGAAAAACAGGAAAUUGAUUGUUGCUGCUAAAAUGAAGAAUUUAUAGGUCGCAAUGACUUCAGGAUUUUAAUACAAUCAAAGAGAUACACAAUUAUGUGAUAGAUUUGGAAAUACUCCACUUUAUUAUUGCGCUAAAAAUGGAGAUGAAUUGUUUUGUAGAUAUUUACUCAAUUUGGGUGCAAAUGUGAAUUAACAAUGCGAGAAUCUCAAUACUCCAUUGCAUAUGGCAUUUUAAUCAGAAAGCAAAUAAAUUAUCAUUGAUUUUAUAAACAAAGGAGGUAAUCUCAAUAUGGUCAAUGCAGAUAAAUGUACUCCAUUGGCAUUUGGUUCAGAGGAAUUAUUAAAAUCUUUGAAUCUAUGCAAUCUUGUUGCAACUACAAAACAUUAAAAUUUAGAAUCUGAUAAUAAUAAUGUAUUUUCAAGGAAAGAAGCAAAAUGGAUGGACUAAUAAUUUGAGGAUGCAUUAAUAUACGAUAGAUACAAAUAUAAAACAAUAAUUUGA